Molecule: messenger RNA, 516 nt
Organism: Aspergillus niger
Lineage: Eukaryota; Fungi; Ascomycota; Eurotiomycetes; Eurotiales; Aspergillaceae
Exons: 1
Coding region: 1-516 (171 amino acids)
Source: RefSeq, a predicted model, not a curated record
AUGUCUUCGAUGGCAGGAAACACACAACAGCCCACCCCCUUUUCCCCGGAAGCAUCACAAACAUCAGACCGCUCCGUCGCAAAUACACAUCAUGACCCCCAACUCUUCCAACCGCAUCAUUUCUUCUUCUACGGCAGCCUCAGCGAUCCUUCCUUCCUAGCGAAGGUGCUCAAAUGUCAGGAUAAACCGGCCCUGCGUCCAGCGACGAUAAUGGAGCAUGAUAUGAGAAUGUGGGGUGACUUUCCCGCGCUGUUGGAUGGACGUCCCGAGAAACCAAUUCACGGUGUCAGCUACAAGGUGCGUUCGCAGGCGGAGGAGAAUCGGUUGGCGGAAUAUGAGACGGAUAUGUAUCGGAAAAAGGGGUGCCUCAUUGAGUUUAGGGAUGGGUCAAAGGUCCCUGGGGUGACGUUUGUGUGGAAUGCCGAUCCGGGGUUGCUGAAAGACGAGGGGUUUGAUAUGGAAGACUGGUUGUUGGAGCAGAAAGAGAGUCGCGGUGAGGGUGAGAUCGGAACGUGA